Messenger RNA from Oryza brachyantha (malo sina), 2942 nucleotides. Its product is annotated as scarecrow-like protein 34. The record is from RefSeq and is a predicted model, not a curated record. The coding region runs from base 134 to 2422 and encodes 762 amino acids. Gene Ontology annotation, cellular component: nucleus. Gene Ontology annotation, biological process: regulation of DNA-templated transcription. Lineage: Eukaryota; Viridiplantae; Streptophyta; Magnoliopsida; Poales; Poaceae. Gene Ontology annotation, molecular function: DNA-binding transcription factor activity; sequence-specific DNA binding. The transcript has 2 exons.
CGCCUCCAUUUCUCUCCCCGGUGGUGGUCAAUCCCAGCCCCGCCUCCCCUUCCCCGAACCUUCCCCCCCUCCGCCUCCGCCUCCCUCUACAAAGCCCACUCGCCGCCUCGCCUCGCCGCGCUGCGCCGCCACCAUGGGCUCGUCGGCUGACUCGUUCCCGGCCUCCGGGGAAGUAAACGGCGGCAUGCGGGACGCGUGCGGCGUCGGGGCGGGGGAGGAGGAGGACGACCCCUCCUCCCUCUUCCUCUACCUCUCCGACCUCGCCCCCGUCUCCCCCUCCGCCGCCUACCUCGACCUGCCCUCCUCCCCGUCGCCGCUCCUCCCCGCCCCCGCGGAGGAGGGCGGCAAGCAGGCGCGGGAGGAGUCCACGCCGGAGGACCUCGUGCUGCCCUUCAUCUCCCGGAUGCUGAUGGAGGAGGACAUCGACGACAAGUUCUUCUACGACUACCCCGACCACCCGGCGCUGCUCCAGGCGCAGCAGCCCUUCCUCGACAUCCUCUCCGACCCUUCCUCCUCCGCCAACUCCGACGACCUCCGCCUCUCCCCGACCUCCUCCUCCGACGCCUCCGUCUCCACCGCCCUCCCCCGCACACCCGCCGCCGUCAACUCCUACGCCGCCGCCGCCGCCGCGCCGCGCUAUGGGGGCAGCGUCGAGGUCGACCCGCCCGCGGUCCCGCAGUACGGCGGGGGCAUCGAGCUCGAUCCCGCCGCCUUCUUCGCCGCCGCGGCUGGGGCCAACUCCGACCUCAUGAGCUCCGCCUUCCUCAAGGGGAUGGAGGAGGCGAACAAGUUCCUGCCCACCGAGAACAAGCUCGUCAUCGACCUCGAGGCGUCCUCCGAGAACUACCUCAGGGGCGUCGAGGAGGCCAAGAGGUUCCUGCCCAGCGACGACAAGCUGCAGGUCGGAUUCAAUGCCCGCUCUGUUGCUCCGGGCACCGCCGCGGCAGCGCCUGUGGUGAGCGUGAAGAAGGAGUCGGUGGACGUGGUGGUGGCCUCCAUCGGCGGCGGCCGAGGGCGGAAGAACCCGUACGACGACGAGGAGCUGGAGCUAGAGGGCGGCAGGAGCAGCAAGCAGACCGCCGUGCAGGGGGACGAUAUCGCCGCGCGGGCCAUGUUUGACCAGGUGAUGAUGCCCUCCCAUGAGAAUUGCACUGAGAUGAUGGAGAAGCUGCGGAUCGCCAUGCAGGAGGAGGCGGCCAAGAAUGAGGCUGUCAGCGGGAAGGGUGCAAACGGUAAGGUGAAAGGGGGCCGCCGGGGUGGGAAGGACAUCGUGGACCUGCGCACGCUGCUCAUCCACUGCGCGCAGGCCGUGGCCACUGACGAUCGCCGGAGCGCCACCGAGCUGCUGAAGCAGAUCAAGCAGCACGCAAAACCGACAGGCGACGCAACGCAGCGCCUUGCGCAUUGCUUUGCUGAGGGCUUGCAGGCGCGCCUCGCUGGCACGGGUAGUCUGGUACACCAGUCUCUUAUGGCUAAGCGCACCUCGGCCGUGGAUAUACUCCAAGCAUACCAGCUGUACAUGGCCGCCAUCUGCUUCAAGAAGGUGUCCUUCAUGUUCUCCAAUCACACCAUCUUCAAUGCCUCCUUGGGUAAAAAGAAGAUACAUAUUGUUGAUUAUGGUAUACAAUAUGGGUUCCAGUGGCCAUGCUUCCUAAGGCGGAUAUCGCAAAGGGAGGGUGGGCCACCAGAGGUGACGAUCACCGGCAUUGACCUCCCCCAGCCUGGUUUCCGCCCAACCGAGCGAAUCGAGGAGACAGGGCGCCGGCUCAGUAAAUAUGCCCAGGAGUUUCAUGUGCCAUUCAAGUACAAUGCUAUUGCAGCAACUAAGAUGGAGUCAGUCCGUAAAGAGGAUCUGAACAUUGCUCCUGAUGAGGUGCUCAUCGUGAAUUGCCAGUAUCAGUUUAGGACCUUGAUGGAUGAGAGCGUUGUGAUUGACAGCCCGAGGGAUAUUGUGCUCAGCAACAUCAAGAAGAUGCAGCCUCAUGUGUUCAUCCAUGCAAUAGUGAAUGGCUCAUUUAGUGCACCGUUCUUUGUGACACGGUUCCGGGAGGCUUUGUUCUAUUACUCAGCCUUGUUUGAUAUUCUGGAUGCAACUACCCCAAGGGAAAGUGAACAGCGGCUGCUGAUUGAGCAAACCAUCUUUGGGCGAGCUGCUCUGAAUGUCAUUGCGUGUGAGGGAACAGAUCGGGUGGAGCGUCCUGAGACAUACAAGCAAUGGCAGGUGCGGAAUCAACGGGCUGGCUUUAAACAGCUGCCACUGAAUCCAAACAUUGUUCAGAUAGUGCGGGACAAGGUCAAGGACUGCUACCACAAGGACUUCGUGAUAGACAUAGAUCACCAAUGGCUCUUGCAGGGAUGGAAGGGCCGCAUACUCUAUGCCAUCGCAACAUGGGCACCAAAUGAUGCUCUCUCUUAUUUUUAGUUGCUUUUGUUUUCUCAUGGUGACAAAUAUAGCUCUAAGUAUUUCAAUAAUAAAGGUAGUAGCAGUAUGUCAUGUAUGAAGAUCAAUGGUGUUGGUGUUGGUUUGAUGAACCAAUGACUUGAGGCUAUGUGGAAGAUGGGUAGCCCAAGUUGUUGAAGCCAUGAGAUAACUGGCACGCAUGUAGAUAACCAUGGUUUUAUGCGAUGUGAAUUAGUUGUUUCUGCUGUCAUGCUGCAGCUUACUGCCACUUAGAAAAUAGACUUGAGGUCCUGGUCUGGAUGAUGUUCGCUGCAGCAUCACCGGUCCUUGCGAUCAAUCCGGUCAGUUGAUCCAGUUGUAAUUGACACUAGUUACUCUGUUUUUAGGUGCUUACUGCACUGUGGCAGACAGUAACAUUGUAAUAUGCGCAAAACGUUGAACUGGGUUUUGGCUAGCCUUAUGCUGUUGUGUACCUGGGAUUAUCUUUUUAUUUGAUCCACUCAUGAUCCAUGUUACAACAGCGGAUCAAACAAUUUUGCCC